GGCUGCACGUGGGCUGAAACUUGAAACUUUCAGGCCCGGCCAUGGAUACGCCGCUCAGGCGCAGCCGGCGGCUGGAAGGCCUAAACCCUGAAUCCCCCGAGACCCCCAGCUCAGUUUUGAGGGCGAGACGGGCCCUUGUGGAGUUCAGGUCGGAUCCAGAAGAAUCGAAGGAGCCCGGGUCUCCGAGUGCGCGGCAACCCGACCUGGAGUCCCCCCGCUGUCAGCCGGAGACAAGCCCGGAAUCACCUAUUCUACGGCAGGGUGCAGGUUUGGGGUCCCCCGGAAGGGAGCUGGAGCCGGGCCCAGGGGACCACCAGGUUCAGCAAGAUCCAGGCGUGGAGUCGCCCCAGACGCUUCCGGAGUCGGGUCUACAACCCCCCGGAUUUCAGCCAAAGCCAAGUGGGCAGUCAGCAAAGUUCUCCCAAACCCAAGAAGAACUGGACUCGGAGUUGGCCCUGAGUAAGAAGGAGCUGGCCUCGGGGUCUCCCCAACAUCAGCUGCAGCUGGGCCCAGGAUCCCCUGAGCCUUACCCGGCUCAGCAAGCGCCGGGUCCGGAGCCCUCGCGACCACUACAGGAGCCGACAGCCCAGUCACCCGGCUCCCCCCAGGGUCAGCACGAGCCGAGCAAGCCACCUUCCGCCGGGGAGACGGUGAAAAGCGGCCUAGGGGCAAAGAAGCGGGCAAGUUCUUCAGCCCAGGCCCCAGCGUCCAAGAAGUUGAAGGAGGGGGAGGAGGUUCCUGUAAUCCCUAAGGGAAAGCCCAAAUCCGGGCGGGUGUGGAAGGACCGCUCCAAGAAAAGGUUCUCCCAAAUGGUUCAGGACAAGCCCCUGCGCACAUCCUGGCAGCGGAAGAUGAAGGAACGGCAGGAGAGGAAGCUGGCCAAGGACUUCGCCCGGCACCUAGAGGAGGAAAAGGAGAAACGACGGCAGGAGAAGAAACAGCGCCGGGCCGAGAACCUGAAACGCCGCCUGGAGAAUGAGCGGAGGGCAGAGGUUGUCCAAGUGAUCCGAAACCCUGCCAAGCUCAAGCGGGCGAAGAAGCAGCAGCUUCGCUCCAUUCAGAAGCGGGACACGCUGGCGCUGCUGCAGAAGCCACCCCAGGGGUCAGCAGCCAAGAUGUGA
Odobenus rosmarus divergens (Pacific walrus) is the source of this 1121-nucleotide messenger RNA. RefSeq names its product coiled-coil domain containing 86 (gene CCDC86). Gene Ontology annotation, cellular component: nucleolus. The transcript is spliced from 4 exons. NCBI's taxonomy places the organism in Eukaryota, Metazoa, Chordata, Mammalia, Carnivora, Odobenidae. Bases 42 to 1121 code for a protein of 359 amino acids. The record is from RefSeq and is a predicted model, not a curated record.